AUGACUGUCCCUGUUCACUCCGACGAGCCUCAGCAUCCUGUUACUGAAAUCCUCAGUCAAUGGGUCGCAAACCUCGACCUGGAUGCUGUUCCCAUUGCUGUGCGCGAACGGGCUAAACAUCUGAUUCUCGAUGGGAUCGGUUGUGGAUUGGUCGGCGCGCGUGCUCCCUGGUCACGCACCGCCGUCCAAAGCAUCAGUGAAUAUGAACCAGCGGGGUAUUGUCGCAUCCUGGGCCAGAAUCAGAAACACGGUCCACUAGCCGCCGCCCUCGCCAACGGCGCUUUCAUUCAAGCCAUGGAACUCGACGACUACCAUAGCCAAGCCCCGUUGCAUUCGGCUAGUAUUGUCCUCCCUGCGCUGUUCGCUGGUGUAGAGGCUCAGAAGAACCGUGCUGGACAUGAUCCCGUUGCUGUUUCUGGGGCUACAUUUCUACUGGCUGCGGUGGCUGGAUUCGAGACGGGUCCACGUGUCGGCAAGGCCAUGUAUGGCUCGGAUCUGCUCUCGCGCGGAUGGCAUUCCGGACCGGUAUUCGGGUCACCGGCGAGUGCAGCGGCCACGGGGAAGUUGUUCGGACUAGCGGCCGAGGACAUUGAGUCCGCGAUGGGAAUCGCGUGUACGCAGGCCGGCGGGCUCAUGUCAGCGCAGUAUGAAGGAAUGGUCAAGCGGAUGCAGCAUGCGUUUGCGGCACGGAAUGGUCUGCAGGCGGCGUUGUUGGCGCGAUCAGGGUAUCAGGGGAUGAAGAAGGUGUUGGAGCGUCCGUACGGAGGGUUCCUGGCGAUGUUUAGUGCAGGGAAUGGACGAUCCCCUGCGUAUAAUAUCGAAGAGGUGGUGAGUGGACUGGGAAGUGAUUGGCAGACGCAGGUGAUUCGGUUCAAGUUGUAUGCGUGUGUUGGGGGAUGUCAUGGGCAGAUUGAGGUGUUGCAGCGCAUGCAGGAGAGUCAUCCGGAGAGGUUUGCAGAGAACAAGUUGGACGAGAUUGAACAGAUUACAGUGUAUCUGUCGGCUCCGAUCUAUGCGCAUGAUGGCUGGCAGCCGGAAAGGCCGAUUACGGCUACCGGGGCGCAGAUGAGUGCAGCGUAUAUUGGGGCGGUGCAGUUGGUGGAUCGUCAGGUGUUGCCGGCGCAGUUUGAGGAGGCGGCGCUGGACCGUGAGGAGGUGUGGAAACUGGCAAGAAAGACGAUUUGUCGUCAUAGUGCCGAGUUCGACAAGCCGGAUCAUAUUUGUGGUGCGCGCGUGGUGGUCCGGUUCGCAGAUGGGUUUGAGCUGGAGGAGGCCACGCCUUUUCCGAAGGGAUACGAUCCGCCGUUGGAUAAUGCGGAUAUUCGGGACAAAUUCCGCCGGUUAGCGGGUUCGGUGUUGGAGGCGAAAAGAGUGGCGGCGAUUGAAGCCAAGGUGCUGCAGUUGGAGGAGUUGGACGAUGUCGAGGAUUUGUUAGUCUUGCUGGGGUAG
Molecule: messenger RNA, 1449 nt
Organism: Aspergillus sclerotioniger CBS 115572
Lineage: Eukaryota; Fungi; Ascomycota; Eurotiomycetes; Eurotiales; Aspergillaceae
Product: MmgE/PrpD family protein
Exons: 2
Coding region: 1-1449 (482 amino acids)
Molecular function (GO): lyase activity
Source: RefSeq, a predicted model, not a curated record